AAUGAAUUCAGAUCUGAUAUAUCUUGAAGAAAAAAUCAGGCAUUCUAUGUCAAGCUUUUCUCUUUUUGUAUUAAGGUUACCGAAAUAGCCUUUGGAGAUUAAUGAAAUAAUUAGCAAAAAUAAAAUUAAAGCAAUUUUUUAUGCUGGGACUUAGCACCUUUAAAUACAGGUGGAUCGUUUAUUCAAUGUGUCGGGCACUCCCAUGGAAAAAAUUGUAGAAGAUAUUCAUGUAAUGCACUUUUCAAAUUAUUAGGAAUAAUUAAUUUAAUAUGAAUCUAAUGUGGGAUUGAUGUGUAAUGAGAGAUGUGAAACUAGUUUAAAGAUCUACCUUAAUUUUAUGGUAUGUAUAGAAUAGAAAAAUUUUGAUCAAUUACGCCUUAAUGUAUGCAGACUAAUUUAUUUAGCUAUUUGACAAAGUAUUUUCAAUUGAAUAACUUACAUAAUAUUAUGAUGAUAUCAAAAAAAAUUAAAAGAACACUCUUAUCUAGCCGAAGCCAUCAGUUAUUGACCCUUUAAAAAAAAUAGAUAGGGAACUAAAUAAUGAACAACCCAGCUUUGAAAUAAAGAUUCCAUAAAUAACUAAUAAUCAUCGCAUAUUUAAUGGAUACUAAAAGGAAGACUAAAAUUACUUAUCGGAGAGAAGCAGAAUGAUCCUAGGAAGGGAAGAUCAAGUAAUUUCAGAGUUAUAUUAAUCAGAUAUUAUAAUUCCUCCUUAUAUUGGUUUAUUAGAAGAUAGCAUCAAAGCCGAAUCUGUAGUAAAUAGCAUCAGGAAUAUUUCAAUUAAUAGUUAAUAGCCUCUAUUUCAAAAGGAAUACAAAUUACCUACAACUAUUUAAUUUUUUCCUUAUAUACCUAAGGAUGGAUUUAGAUGCUUUGAAUGA
Messenger RNA from Paramecium octaurelia, 881 nucleotides. The record is from the annotation of a GenBank genome assembly. Lineage: Eukaryota; Ciliophora; Oligohymenophorea; Peniculida; Parameciidae.